This is a messenger RNA of Pteronotus mesoamericanus, 1572 nucleotides long. It is a transcript of the gene RCOR2, whose product is annotated as REST corepressor 2. The coding region runs from base 1 to 1572 and encodes 523 amino acids. Gene Ontology annotation, cellular component: histone deacetylase complex; transcription regulator complex. Lineage: Eukaryota; Metazoa; Chordata; Mammalia; Chiroptera; Mormoopidae. The transcript is spliced from 12 exons. Gene Ontology annotation, molecular function: transcription corepressor activity. Gene Ontology annotation, biological process: regulation of transcription by RNA polymerase II; negative regulation of DNA-templated transcription. The record is from RefSeq and is a predicted model, not a curated record.
AUGCCCUCGGUGAUGGAGAAGCCGAGCGCGGGCUCCGGGAUCCUGUCCCGCAGCCGGGCCAAGACGGCGCCCAACGGCGGACAGCCUCACUCGGAGGAUGACAGCAGCGAAGAGGAACACUCGCACGACAGCAUGAUCCGCGUUGGAACCAAUUACCAGGCCGUAAUUCCGGAGUGCAAGCCUGAGAGCCCUGCACGCUACAGCAACAAGGAGCUGAAGGGGAUGCUGGUGUGGUCGCCCAACCACUGUGUGUCGGAUGCCAAGCUUGACAAGUACAUUGCGAUGGCCAAGGAGAAGCACGGCUACAACAUUGAGCAGGCACUGGGCAUGCUCCUGUGGCAUAAGCACGACGUGGAGAAGUCACUGGCCGACCUGGCCAACUUCACCCCGUUCCCCGACGAGUGGACCGUAGAGGACAAGGUGCUGUUUGAACAGGCCUUUGGCUUCCAUGGCAAAUGCUUCCAGCGGAUCCAGCAGAUGCUGCCCGACAAGCUGAUCCCCAGCCUGGUGAAGUACUACUACUCUUGGAAGAAGACCCGCAGCCGGACCAGCGUGAUGGACAGACAGGCUCGGCGGCUGGGGGGCCGGAAGGACAAAGAAGAGAGCGAUGAGCUUGAAGAGGGACGAGGAGCCGUGAGUGAGGGAGAGCCAGAUGCUGGAGACCCCAAGAGAGAGCCUCUGCCCUCUAGGCCCCUGAAUGCCCGCCCAGGCCCCGGGAAGAAGGAGGCCCAGGGGUCUCAGUAUCGCCACCACCCCCUGAGAACCCGGCGGCGCCCUCCCAAGGGCAUGUACCUGAGCCCGGAGGGCCUCACUGCCGUGUCAGGGAGCCCGGACCUUGCCAACCUCACGCUUCGAGGCCUCGACUCCCAGCUCAUCUCCCUCAAGCGCCAGGUGCAAAGCAUGAAGCAGACCAACAGCAGCCUCCGCCAGGCCCUGGAGGGCGGCAUUGACCCACUGCGCCCCCCUGAGGCCAACACCAAGUUCAACUCCCGCUGGACCACAGACGAGCAGCUGCUGGCUGUACAAGCCAUCCGUAGGUAUGGCAAAGACUUUGGGGCUAUUGCAGAGGUGAUUGGGAACAAGACUUUGACCCAGGUGAAGACCUUCUUUGUGAGCUACCGGCGCCGCUUCAAUCUGGAGGAGGUGCUGCAGGAGUGGGAGGCCGAGCAGGACGGGGCUCCUGGAGCCCCGGUCCCCAUGGAGGAGGCUAGGAGAGGGGCUCCCUUGCCAGCCUCAGCCCUAGAGGAAGAUGAUGAGGUCCAGAUUACAUCCGUCUCAACAUCUGUGCCCCGAUCGGUGCCCCCUGUGCCACCGCCCCCUCCACCUCCCACUUCGCUGUCCCAGCCGCCCCCACUGCUGAGGCCACCUUUGCCCACGGCUCCUACCCUGCUUCGCCAGCCACCCCCACUGCAGCAGGGCCGCUUCCUCCAGCCCCGGCUGGCCCCCAACCAGCCCCCACCGCCUCUCAUCCGCCCUGCUCUGGCUGCCUCCCGCCACAGUGCCCGCCCCGGCCCUCAGCCCCCGCCCACCCUGAUCGGAGCCCCCCUGGAGCCUCCAGCACCCUCACUUUGA